Messenger RNA from Akanthomyces muscarius, 252 nucleotides. RefSeq lists its product as uncharacterized. The coding region runs from base 1 to 252 and encodes 83 amino acids. The transcript is spliced from 2 exons. NCBI's taxonomy places the organism in Eukaryota, Fungi, Ascomycota, Sordariomycetes, Hypocreales, Cordycipitaceae. The record is from RefSeq and is a predicted model, not a curated record.
AUGGCUGCAAAGCCCGGCCUUCGCACCGUCCAGCGCACAACAGUGCGAAGAGUGUCUUCUGGGACCGGAGGGGGACCUAGCCCGGCUGAAUCAGGUGGCGCACCCAAAUUCCCCGGAUGGCAAAUAGGCGUGGCUGGCGGAGUCGCCGUCGCCGGUCUUUACGCAUUCUUCAUCGCGAAGCCAGACGCUGUUGCCAAGUCCUCGGUACCUACAAACCAAACGAAGAACCCGAAGCAGUCGCAAGACAAAUAA